Polychytrium aggregatum is the source of this 1722-nucleotide messenger RNA. RefSeq names its product glycoside hydrolase superfamily. The transcript is spliced from 4 exons. The record is from RefSeq and is a predicted model, not a curated record. Gene Ontology annotation, biological process: substituted mannan metabolic process. NCBI's taxonomy places the organism in Eukaryota, Fungi, Chytridiomycota, Chytridiomycetes, Polychytriales. Gene Ontology annotation, molecular function: mannan endo-1,4-beta-mannosidase activity. Bases 154 to 1464 code for a protein of 436 amino acids.
CGUGUCCGGCGGCGGCCGUGUCGUUUCCGCCGAUCGCCAUCGCAGCCCGGCCGCCAUAAAAUCGUGCUCGUUUUCCCUCAGGCGACCAAGUGCUCCUCGUUUUCGUUGGCAUCUUGGUCCUCCUCCUUGGUUUUCUCGCUCGCUCUGCCCACAAUGAAGUUCCUGGCCUCCGCCGCUACUGCCGCCGUCUUCGUGGGCGCCUGUGUGUCCCAGGUCUCGGCCCUCGCUCCGCUUGAGCCCGACACCGGUAUCUACUUCGGAACGUGGUACGAUCGCCUCGGCGGCGACACUCCCACCGCCAUCAACUCUCGCUUGAACUACAAGCCCCUGACUCUUUUCCAGUCCGACCUCAACAUCUCCUCGACCCUGCAAGACCCGACCCAGAUCUUCCAGCAGAUGCAGACAGUGCCCGGGGCGGUUCUGCUGCUUACCCUGUUCAUGUACGACAGUCUCGACGGUGUGUCGGAUGCGGCCCUCAGCGAUCUCGGCAACAAGCUCGCCCAGUACAACUCACAGGGUGGAAAGGUCAUCCUGCGCUAUGCCAGCGAAAUGAACGGCAACUGGUUCAAGUAUGGACAGCGCCCCAGCUUCUACAAGCAGCAGUAUAUCCGUGCCUACAACAUUGUCCAUCCGCUUGCCCCCCAGGUCGCUUGGGUGUGGUCUCCCAACGCCGCCAACGGCUAUCCCUUCGGAAAUAGCACCCAGACCCCCCUGAAGGGCACCCAGGACUUUACCGACAUGGACACCAACAACGACGGCCAGCUCACCGACGACGACGACCCGUACACCCCCUUCUAUCCCGGAGACCAGUAUGUUGACUGGGUCGGCAUUUCGCUGUACCACUACGGCUACAAGUGGCCCUGGGUCACCAACGACAUCCCCGUCCCCGGCAAGUUCGAGGGCAUUCUCAGCGGCGGCGCCUCGGGCAAGGCUCCCGGCGACUCUGCUCCCUACGCAAAGUUCAACUUUUACGAGAUGUUUUCCGGAAGCGGUGCUGGCGCUGUGCCCAAGCCCGCCACGGCCGGUGGCAAGCCCCUCAUGAUCAGCGAGACCGCUGCCACCUACCACGUCUAUCUCAACAACUCUGGUGACCUGACCCAGAAGCUCCCGCUGGCCCCCGGCGUCGGCAGCGUUGCCGAUAUCAAGCGGGGCUGGUGGAACCAGAUCCUCAAUGACACCAUCAAGGCCAAGUACCCUAAGCUCAAGUCCGUCUGCUUCUUUGACUUCAAGAAGUGGGAGGAGACCACCUAUCGUGACUUUACCUCUUUCUCGACCGACUAUGGCGUCGUGGCGGCUCUCAACCAGGACGUCCAAAACGUCAAGCUGAUUCGGUGGGCUGACGGCUCCUCCACCAACAACAACACCAACCCCAAUAACAAGUCUGCUGCGUCGACCCUUGGCAGGCUCGUUCCCUUUGGCACCGUUCUCGUUGCCGCUGCCCUUGGUGCUCUGAGCCUCUACUAGAUUCGUCGAGCAAUACGACCGACCCUGCGGGGGGCGUAGUUUACGGCCCAUCCUUUUGGCUUCCGAUUCCUAGACCCUCGUUACCCACCUGCUUGCGCUGCACCCGUUGCUGUCCUCUAUAUGGCAUAUCGCCUCAAAUUUCUAUCGCUCCCGGCCGCGCUCCCCCUCCCCACAGCAUUUACAGAAAUGAAACAGGCCCACCCUGAUUUUCAAAUCCAAUGACCAUGGAUCCUAAAUACAUCCGUCCGUCACCUUCGA